This is a messenger RNA of Culex pipiens pallens (northern house mosquito), 3305 nucleotides long. RefSeq names its product acidic phospholipase A2 PA4-like. The coding region runs from base 524 to 1405 and encodes 293 amino acids. The transcript has 7 exons. The record is from RefSeq and is a predicted model, not a curated record. Gene Ontology annotation, biological process: arachidonate secretion; phospholipid metabolic process. Lineage: Eukaryota; Metazoa; Arthropoda; Insecta; Diptera; Culicidae.
AGAAUAGAGCCGCAUGGUCUGUUGUUGGUUGGUCCGUUGGUUUGUGCGGUGCUCUCUAUUAUUUGAUGUUCCUCUCCUCCGAAUGUCCGUCUGUCCGUCCGUUCGUUCGCGAUUCGCGUGAUUAUUUUAUGUCCGGCCGCGAGCUUCUCUGUUGUAUCAGUUGACAUUUGACUUUGCAACGGUUCGGUCGAGUUUUUUGAAAAAAGAGAAUCGCGCGCAGGUCAUUCCUUUUCUGCGCUGGACGACACGGUUCAGGCAGUGAUCGUUCUAUGUUGUGCCGGGGGUUCAUUGUGAGAUAAUUGAGUGCAUUUUAAAUCAGUUUAAUCCGCUUGCGUAGUAGAGUGUGCUGGGAGUGAGUUUUGGAGCAAAGAAAAAAGAAGGCGAACUCGGCUGGACGAUUGCGCCUAAAGAUUUGGGUGGUUUUCCAGGUGCAGAAAUUGGCGCAAUAGUGUUUUUCGAAGGGAUUAAUUGCUUGGAAAGGCGGAGUUGCUGAAGUGCUGAGGAUUUUCUAAUAGAGUAAAAGAUGCUCCGAGCAAUCCUGUCAUCCGCAAUAUUGUUGCUCCUCGCAAGUAGGGCAUUUUGCAGCUCAGUUCUCGUAGCCGAUUUCCGCAUGACCAGAAUGGUCGAGCUGAGCAGUCGACCCCCGUACUGUAAGGUUCACUCGGAUCGAGGCGACAUCCAGCGGAUGCUGUUGGCCUUUGACACGAAAAAGGUUCGACAGGUGCCGCGCGAGUCGGUGGCCUCACUGGAGGAGGUCUGCAACGAGGCGAGUGGAAUUUCGGGUGAGCUGCAGGGCGGGCUCGGAUUCAUCUACCCCGGAACCAAGUGGUGUGGGCCAGGAGACAUUGCGGCCAACUAUUCUGACGUGGGCCGAUACGCGGACGAGGAUCGGUGCUGCCGCGAGCACGACAUGUGUCCAAACAUUCUGCUGCCCGGAGAGUGCCGGCGUGGCCUGUGCAACCGGGGAACCUUCACCAGAUCGCAUUGCGAUUGUGACGCAAGAUUUAGAAGAUGUUUACAAAAUCUCAACACCGAGACUUCAAACACUUUGGGGGCCGUUUUCUUCAACGUGGUCCAGGUGACAUGCUUCAGCGAGAGACGCCCGUGUUCAAUUUGGCAGAGCCCUGAGGGUCACUCUACAGCCGCAGAGUCGUGCCCGCUGCAGUUCUACGCGUCCGACUAUUACGUGCCACCUUAUCUGCAGCCUCAGCCCGACCUCUUCUACUACCAAAACUCUCUCAAGCGGUCGUUUGAUCCAAAGUCCUACGAAGACGUCAACAAACAGCAGCUGAGGCGGGAGUCGUUGAACUUGAUUUCGAGAAACUUGGUCAAAGAUAUGUUUAUCCGGCCGUUGAAUGGGUUCAUUAAGUACUACCUCACUGCCAAGUCCGUUGUUUACGGCUAGAGGGAUCGGACUCUUGGGACGAUGAUCAGCUGUUGACGGCCGGACAUUGGAGCGAGGAUGGAGGGGGGGACUUCAACUCUGUACUCUUAGAAUAGCCUUUUUUUCAUGAGACUGAUUGGCCGAUGAGCACUGCGCCAAGGGCGCUGGUGCUUGUGAGUGCCACUAGAAUGUGUAAGAAACCUUAGAUUAGACAAAAACUAGCGGUUUGCUGAUCUUCCAGCGAUUGGCAUUGAUUUGAUUUAGCAUUUUUGUUCGUGAUUUUAGAAAGCACCAACCUUAGCAUAAUUCAGUAUUAUGAUUUCAUAGCGUAAGUAGACAAGAACAAGUUGAAUUUUAACAUAUCUUUCAGUCCAAACUUCUUCAUUUUUAGAAUACACGGACCAUAUUUUCACAUUCUCAAUUCAUAGGGUGAUUUUUGGAAGUUCGUAUAGAAUCUGUUGCAAUUUUAACCCUCUACAAUCCAGCCCCGCCUUUAGACGGGCUUCGAUUUGAAAAAUCGCCAAAAAUCCAUUUUUUAACCAAUUUUGGUCUUUAAAAAGCAUUGGAAAGAAGAACUCUUAAAAUUUUAGAAAAUUCAUGGGUUGGAAGUUUAACUUGUGUUGACUUUGCCAAUGUUUUUAAUUUUUUUUAUGGUUCAACUUUGGAUGUGUUUUUUGCUAAUAUUUCCUAUAUUUUAACUAAAAAGAAAUAUGCAGUAAUUUUUGUAGGGUCCCAGCCUAUGCCUCUACGCAUUUUCUUACAAUUUAAAUGAUAACGGUGCCGUAUUAUAGCAGAAAAUGUGAAAAACAAGCAAAAAAUUUAAAAUGUGACUGUAAAAACAUGAAAAAUAGAUAGGCAAAAUGUAAUGAUAGGAAGUGGUAGAAUAGGCCAAAUACUACCAAAAACAAACCUAAAAUAAACAAGAUAAAUGCAAAUUAAAAUACUAAAAAUAAAUCAAGAAAUACAUAAAACAAGAGAAGUAAAGUUUUUUUAUGGAACAAAAGUUGCUCAAAACAACCUCCUGAACACGGGAAAAAUAAAAAAAAUCGAAAAAAAAUUGGGCUGUAGAGAGUUAAUAUUUUCCUGAAAAUUUUGGAGAGAAGGAUGUUUUUCUCAAAAGUUUGUUUGAUUACUACACAAAUCGACAAAAAUGAAUACGCAACCACAACUCAUGGGGAAGCAUCAACUUUGAGGUCCCCUGAAACACGUGCAUUUUGAAUUUUUUAAACAUAUUAAGGCAGGGUCGAAUGGUUUUCUCUAAAGUUUGUACGAAAAUUUGGGCGGUGCGUCGCUUUUGCAUGCAAUCCAAGGAGCGAACCGCACUAAUAUUCCAUACAAAUUUUGGGGAAGAACCAUUCGGCCGUGUCUAAAUAAUUUAAAAAAAAUCAAAGCACACGAGUUUCUGGGGACCCAAAAGAUCAUGCUUCUACUCGAGUUGAACCUGCGCAGAAAUUUAGUUGGUCGGUGUAGUUGUUGCGGUUCGCUCAUUUUACAUAUUGCAUCUAAUUUUUGACUCGCACGCAACUGAAGAACUACAUGUGUUUCCUUUUUAAAUUGAGAAUGUUUUAAUUUUUGUGUGGAGUAAUAUCUCGUAACUUAAAAACAACUCUUCAACAUUAGAGAAAUAAUUAAAUAAAUCAAGAUGAAGAUGCCCGAAAUUGUUAGUCACUGCCGCUUCGCUGCUGUUUGUGGACCGAAAUGAAGAAAGCUUUAAUGAUAAAAUGAGUUCAAAUUUGUGAUUCAUUUUACAAUUGGGUUGGCUUCAACGAGUCCGAGGCGGACGAGCUGUGCUCCCGUUGGAAAUUUCGACCCAGUGAGAAGUUUAUGUCUGUAGCCCAGCAAAAGCAAAGCAACGGUUAAUGCACUUGUUGUUCCUCUGGGAAUUAAUGUUAAUCAAUAAAAUAAAUAAUUGUCUAAAAAA